CGUCGCAUCGGUGCUAUCUUCAUCGCUAUCAGCAGCAGUCGGCAGACGGAGGAAACUGAAACGAGUUCGCGUCGGGGUGCUCCUUGGGUGUGCCAAGCUUUUCGAAGGGCGGGAAUUUUUAUUUUUUUCGGGCAAUCUGUGGCGACGCGGCUGUCGGGCCCCAGGUCUCGAUCAGCAGACAACGGGUGGCACAAUGGCCCCAACUUCAUCGUUGGCGUCCACACCGUGGCAGUACUAUGUGCCUUUACUGCUCGCAUCUCCCAUGGCGCUGCUGGUGAUGUCAAGGCUGUGGCGCCGUUACCAAGCUCGGAACGCCUGCCUGAGGCACCAGCACUUCGUCAUCACUGGUGGUUCCAGCGGGAUAGGCCGUGCGCUUGCCCGGGCUGUGGUUCGGCGAGGUGCCAAUGUGACGCUGAUUGCACGCAACAUGGACCGGCUCGAGGAAGCGAAGAUCGAGCUGCUAGAGGAGGCAAGCUCACCCGAACAGGCCAUUCACACGCUCUCGGCUGACCUGACGAAGGGCGAGGCCGGGGGGGCAGUGCUCACCCGUGGCAUUGAGGAGGCCGAGCAGGUUUGCGGGCCAGUCGACUACCUGGUGAACUGUGCGGGCUCCGCAAUCAGCCUGCGGUUCGACGAGACACCACUAGCCGAGUUCCAGCGCAUGAUGGAGGUCAACUACCUGAGUGCGGUGCACGCAACCCGGGCGGUGCUAUCAGGCAUGAAGCAGCGAGGCUCGGGCAGCAUCACGUUUGUGUCGUCCAUCGCAGGCCUGAUGGGCGUGUAUGGCUACACGGCUUACUGCCCGGCCAAGUUCGCCCUCGUGGGACUCGCACAGUCACUCCGCAUGGAGGUGAAACAUCGUGGCAUCCACGUGAUGGUGGCCUUCCCACCGGACACGGACACGCCAGGCUUUGCAGAGGAGGAGCGCACCAAGCCGACCGAGACGAAGCUAAUCUCGGCAACAGUCGGCCUGUGGUCGGCCGAUGUGGUGGCCAGCUCACUACUGCAGGACAUGCUCGAGGGCAACGUGACUUCGGUCCAGGGACUGGACGGCUGCAUGACGAUGACGCUGUGCGCGGGCAUGAUGCCACCUAGCUCGCUGCUCGAGGUGGUCGUGCAGGCCCUCACCAUGGGCACACUGCGCAUUGUGGGCUGCCUGUACCUGUCGCACUUCUACAGGCUCGUGGCACGCUGCGCGGCCAACCGCGAAGGCAGCAAGAAGGGGAGCUAGCUCGUGGCAUUUGGGAACAGCUGGAAAGACUUGGUGACACUGGGAAGUUUGUGACAUUUUGGGGCUUGAGGCAGUCGCCAAGUUUUGGCAGCUGGGGACAGUCACACACAGAGAUGGGUAGGACACUUUCCAGUGGAUUUGUAAACUGGGUGAUUGACACUGGGGAGCUUGUGAUGGUGAUGGUGACACAUUUUUUUACUUGUGAUGGUCACUAAGUCGGUAACUCAUGACAGCUGGGGACUGUCACUUACAAGGAACGGUAGAUCACUUCUGUAUGUAUUUGUGGGUAACUGGCACCAGUAAGCUUGUGACAAUUUGGGACAUUUAUGGUGACACACCUGUGACUCUUUGGGACUUGUGUUGGUCGGGGAUGGUCGCUUGCAAGCAAGGGCAGAACACUUCUGUGUGGAUUUGUCUGGUUGAUGGACGCUGAGAAGCUUGUGACAGUUUGUCUCUCUAAUGGUGACUGACUCUUUAGGACUUGUGACAGUCAGGGAUCAUCACAAGUCCUGUGUAUUUGUAAAGUGGAUGAUUGAAAGUCUUUGGAAGGAAUCCCUCUGCUCUUAAUUUGACAAAUGUGUGUGUUCUAUUGAAUCACCAAUGUUUCCCUCUCUUCUGUUCACAAAUGCGGUAAUUGGGCAUUUAUUUUGGCCUCACUGUGCAGAAAAAUGCGUGGAAGGUAGAAGACAAGGCUACACUUGACAGCAUAAUCUCUGUAACUGUUACAGAUGGGUAUAGUGACAUAGAGAGACAAAGGCAACACCUUGUAUUUGACGAGAAAGAAGCUGUGGUCCCCUGCAUCUGCAAUCAGCACACCAAUCAAACGACGAAUUUGACAAGCCCCAAGUUUUGUACGCCAGCUAGUCAGGAUCACUAGCCACUGCCUGCUGCAAAUUGCAAGGGCUUGCUGUGCUUGCUGAAGGCUCCCGAAGAGAACUAUAACUGCUGUGCAAAAAUUUCAAACUCACUGUCACAAAUUUCUACUAGUGAGCUUAAAGCUUCUGUACAACUAGCCGUGCAAGGUUUGAAAGGUUGUGCACGUUGCAAGACAAAUUGUAUUGCCGGCAAUCUCAGCUUGUCAGUGGAUAACACUGUGGUGGAAAGUCAGCUGUCCAUUAGAACACGCCAUACAAACUCAAUUACGAGCAAGUGUACUGAAUAUGCACACAAAUUAUUGCCAUGGUAUAGCCUGUCUAGGACAUUAGGUAGUUUGUAUAGGAAAUGUGACACAAUUAGUUGUUCCACUUCAGUUGGAAAAGGGGGCAGGAACGUGCAGAUUGCCAUCUUUUGUUUUUUAUACUGCACUCAACUAGUGCUUUAUAUUCCUGUGACCUGUUAGCACGCGUGUUAGGUUAACUAAGUGUUCACAUUAUCUCUUUGUGAGUGCAGCUAUAGAGAACGAAGAUGUCAGGUGAGGAGCUCAUGCAGCCAGCUUUCUCCUGCAAAAGCGAACAAGACAAUGGAAUAACGUACAGACAAAUGUUGGGUAAUCACAUGUUUUCUUUCUUUUUCAUUCUUUCUUUAAUUUCGAAGUAACCUGUGUGCUGUACAAGACUGUGAGUGCUGCCUACAAGCUGUAAAGCCUGAGCACAUUUUUUCUUGCUUCCAGUAUGUGCACUGAAAUUCCAGUUCAGCAAACACUCGCGUACCAACAUGUUCCUACUCCAACAUUGAGCCGUCCACAACUAGCCUACCUCCUCACAUGUGUCGAUUCUCGAUUACAGCUUCUUAUCUCUCAGGGGUUGCAUUCUUGUUUGUGUACAUACCAAACAAACUUGCAUGUCGUGUUACAUUUAUGGAUUGUGUUCAUAUGUUUGUGCGUGGUGUGUGCGAGUGAUUGAGUACUGUGACCAGAUAUUGCUGAUAACCUGAUGUGCACAUGUUAGUAGUGUUAGUAAGCUUUGCAAAGAAUGCCUCUGGGCCUUCUUCAAGUAUUCACAAGGAAUGCGCUGUUUGGUCACUGCUGAAUUGAGGCGAAUGGAGUCUGCUGUGUCGAAAAAAAAAACUGAAAAUCUCCAGUCUGUUGAGAGUAGAUUUUUCCUUUUUCUUCUUGAACCUUCCUUCUUGGCCUUAGUCCCGCUGAGUUGCAGGGUUGGGUCUUCGAGAACUCAGUCUCCAUUUCUCUUUAUGUUUCUUUCUAUUAUUUUGCUUUAUUUUCAUUAGAAUGGUGGAAAAUUACAAUUUUUUAGGAAAAUAAACGGGCACAUACUUCAUGCACCACAGUUAGGCAUGCUUCAAACUGACAUAAAUAAUGUGAUGAUUUAACGUAAGUGGAAAACUGCUAUGCUAUAUUUACACAUGCUGAUAGAUAAGUAUAGAAUUAAAACAUUUAUUUUUGAUCUGGAGUUGUAGAAUUUAGAUUCAGGGUUUCACUUUUGCUUAUAUCUACUAAUUCUAGGUAAUACAGUCGAACCCACUUAUAACAAUGUUCAAGUGCCACGAAAAUUUUGUUGUUAUAACUGAUAACCGUUGUAACUGGGUUGCAUGAAAAUAUAAAAAUAGGGGGAUGACAGAGCUGAUCUGAGAAAAGUAUAAUGGAGGGGAGGCCAGUGGCCUCCUCACCACCUUCCUCCAUCCGUCUGCUAAUUGUGUUCACUCGUUUAACUGCUUCCUGGGUGCUCCAAUCGCAUGUAACAAGCCGUGGCUGUUGGCAUUAAAGAAUGGGGUCAUUAAAGGGGGGUCACUGGUGACAAGCUUUAUGUGAGCUCCGCCGAGGCAUCUUGUUGGUGGCUUCAAAAGGGGCCUUUUAAAAAAUGCAGGAAGGUUGCCGUGGCAGCCUGUCAGCUUGAGAAACCAGGAGAAACGCUGCAGCGAGAUCUCCACAAACCUCUCGCCACAUACUUCUCACUGGCUUGCACAAGAAAACCCCAUGUCCGUCAGCCUUGCAUGCUUUACGCGAAGCUUGCCAACAUCCUUCUCUGAUGCAUCCAGGUGCUCCACGUAGUGCAGCAGAAGGUUUCUCGCGAAGAUGAAGCCCUGAGGGGGGGGGGACUGAAUCAUACGCCGGGCCUCUUGUGAGGACAACGUUGACGCAGCCUGCCCUACUUCAUUGUCGUCGCUGUCGCUAUGUGAUGCAAGCACGUUCGCAACAAGUGCCUCAUCAGUUAGAAGCACUUAGUUUCAAAAUCUAUAGCCAUGCACUUUCUUUUCACCGGCAACGUCGUGCAUUGCCGAUAAUCAGCGGGUGAAUCAGCCAUGUUCUGUUUCGGCAGCUAAUCAAACGAGGCUGAGAAACCUUACAUGGCCAGUGACGAUUUUGAUGCAACCAACAAAGACGAAUGUGAGUGCUUAAGCUGUUUGCACAACUACCGAGCAAGCUGGGAGCAGCACAGCAUGUGCAGUCCAUUUGUGUUUCAGAGGGUGGCGCUGCGUAGAGCUAUGAGCACAGCCCAUUCGUGUUCGGAGGGUUGGAAGGGCGAUGGGAGAGAGGUGCGCAGAGAAGGCUGGAAAAUGAGUGCGCGGCAGCUGUUGGGGCAGCGGGCCAUCGUGCAGCGGUUCAAAUUCCUCAUUUUCGUUUUUCUUUUCAAGGAUUUCGCAUUUCACUACCUUUCGGCACGGACGCCCAGCAGCCAGAA
Dermacentor albipictus is the source of this 4806-nucleotide messenger RNA. RefSeq names its product 3-dehydrosphinganine reductase-like. Gene Ontology annotation, biological process: sphingolipid biosynthetic process. Gene Ontology annotation, molecular function: 3-dehydrosphinganine reductase activity. NCBI's taxonomy places the organism in Eukaryota, Metazoa, Arthropoda, Arachnida, Ixodida, Ixodidae. Gene Ontology annotation, cellular component: endoplasmic reticulum membrane. The record is from RefSeq and is a predicted model, not a curated record.